This is a messenger RNA of Triticum dicoccoides, 4529 nucleotides long. RefSeq names its product disease resistance protein RGA5-like. The transcript has 10 exons. Bases 170 to 4282 code for a protein of 1370 amino acids. The record is from RefSeq and is a predicted model, not a curated record. Gene Ontology annotation, molecular function: protein kinase activity; ATP binding; ADP binding. Lineage: Eukaryota; Viridiplantae; Streptophyta; Magnoliopsida; Poales; Poaceae. Gene Ontology annotation, biological process: protein phosphorylation.
GGUACUCCUCCGGCGACGGCGCCGCCUCCACCCACCUCCAACCUUCCCUUCAAGUUCUUCUCCGGCCCGCCCGACCCCAGCCAUCCUUUGACGCUUUACAUCCUUGGUCCGCGGCGCCGCUUCUCCGGCAGUGAAAGGAGAAUAACACCACCUAACUUCCACAACCAAGAUGACGGAUGGCGGCCAAAGCAGCCAACUUGCUGCUCUGGAGAAAGUGUUGCUUGAUGAAACUGCGGAUCCAGUUGAUCUGCCUUUCUCGCUGCUCAGCUCCAUCACAGGAAAUUUCUCUGAAGCUCAGGAAAUUGGCAGGGGCGGGUUCGGAGUGGUUUACAGGGGAGUGCUUCCAAGUGGUCGCACUGUUGCGGUGAAGCAGCUCUUCGAGAGGUACGAUAUCUUGGACAAGAAUUUCGAGAGCGAGGUCACCUGUCUCGCAGGGGUCAAGCACAAGAAUACCGUGAGAUUUCUCGGGUACUGCUCUGAGACGCAGCAAGUGCUGAUGCCAUACGACGGGAAGUGUGUCUUGGCUGAUGUGCGGCAUAGGCUGCUCUGCUUCGAGUACAUGCCCAAAGGGUGCCUUGCUGACUAUCUCUCCGAUGCAUCUUGUCGACUUCAGUGGACCACACGUUACCAAAUAAUCAAGGGGAUCUGUGAGGGCGUACAUUAUCUUCACCAACAGCGUAUUAUUCACAUGGACCUCAAACCUCAGAAUGUACUAUUGGAUGAUAACAUGGUGCCCAGAAUUGCGGAUUUCGGUCUAUCACGGCGCUUAAGUGGAAGCAAGAGUCGGGCUAUUACUGAUCACAAGCUUGGGACAAUGGGAUAUAUGGCACCAGAAUUCUUAAUUAGCGGAGAAAUCACCUUCAAGACCGACAUAUAUAGUUUGGGCAUUAUUGUAAUGGAGAUCCUUAUGGGACAUAAGGAGUGUUCCAGUGUUAAGGAGGUAGUUGAAAGUUGGACGGACAUGUUUGGGACAUCAAAUAGUCACACAUCAUUGGAACAAGUAAAGGCAUGUGCCCAGAUAGGGAUAGAAUGUAAAAACUAUUACCCAGGGAAAAGGCCGGCUACAUGGUUUAUCAUCCGUGGAAUACUGGGUGACGUGGAAAUUUUGAAUUGGCCUGUUACAAGUGAUGUAGGUACCUCAACAGAAGUGCAGACAAGCAUUCACUCUAAGGUGGCGGAUGAGUUGAAAUUAAUGGAUGAUUCUGCUGUUGCUCCACCCAAACUGCCACCAUCUACGUUGGAUGUGGAGCAGGACGAUGGAAAAUUGAGCCAGGAGAGGAAGAGGAAGGCAUCAAACAUAAGCUUCUCCAAGCUAGCGGAUGAGCUGAAGUUGAUAGAUAAUUCGGUCGCUAGUGGCAAGCUGAUGGAUAAUUCUACCACACCAUCCCAACUGCAACCAUCGGGACUAGAGGUGGACAAGGAGGAUGGCAAGAUAAGCUUCUCCAAGCUGGCGGAUGAACUAAAGUUGAUGGAUGAUUAUGUUGCACCAUUCCAACUUCAACCAUCAUCGCUGGAGGUGGAGCAGGAGGAUGGCAAAGUGAGCCAACAGAAGAAGAGGAGGGCAUCAACCAUGAGUGUGGCGACCGGGGUGAUGAGCACCCUCAGUGGCAAGCUUACCACUUCCAUCAGCGACGAGUACAAUAAGCGCAAAGAGGUGAGGAAGCAGGCGUCAUUCCUGCAGAAGGAGUUGAGUGCCAUAAAUGCUACUCUUGAGCUGCCAGAGCUCAUGAAUGAGCUCGCUCCAGGGGCAAAAAAUUGGAGGGAUGAUCUCAGGGAGAUUUCCUAUGACAUGGAGAAUUGCAUUGAUGACUUCAACCGCCAAUUUGGAGGUGAGGAUGUUGAGGUAGGCUUUUUCUGGGAGGAUGUUGAACUUCACAAGAGGUUGUGCGAGCUUCAUCAGAUUUCCAACCAGAUGGAAGAGCUUAGGACUCUUGCGGUACAAUCAAAUGCUCGAUGUGAGAGUUACAAGAUUGAUAAUUGCAAGGCUAGCUAUGGUUUUGUAGCUGUCGACCCUCGGCUUCCCGCGAUCUACCAGGAGGCAAUCAGCCUUGUGGGCAUUGACGGCCCAAUGGAGGUGGUUUCCAAUUGGUUGAUGGAUACUCAGGAAAAACUCAAGGUUGUUUCUAUUGUGGGUUUUGGAGGUCUGGGUAAAACUACACUUGCCAAACAGGUGUAUGACAAGAUCAGGCAAAAUUUUGAUUGUGUAGCAUUCAUUUCAAUUUCACUGAGGCCUGAUAUGAGAGUACUUCUCAAUCGCCUAAAAUUGAAAUUUGGGAUAUAUGAGUCUUCUAACGAUCACGGAUUUGACGACAUCAUUGAAGAGCUAAGGAAGUAUCUUGCAAAUAAAAGGUACCUUAUUGUAGUUGAUGACUUGUGGGAUCAAUCAGCAUGGAAUACUAUUAGUUGUGCUUUUCCAGAUAAUGGUAAUGGGAGCAGAGUAUUAGUAACCACACGAGUGGAAGAUGUGGCUAGUGUGGCAUGUCGCUGUGACCGUGAAUGCAUUUACACAAUGAAGCCUCUCAAUGAAGAAAACUCUAGAAUGUUAUUCUCGAAUAGAGUAUUUGGGGCUGAAGUUGUUUGUCCACCCUAUCUUAAAGAUGUCACGGCUGAAAUUCUGAAGAAGUGUGGAGGAUUGCCGCUUGCAAUAAUCACUAUAGCUAGCCUAUUAGCUACUCAGGUGAGAUCAAUGAAACACUGGGAGAGCAUAAGAAAAUCUUUGCGUGUCCAAUCUGCCCCAAAUCCUUCAUUGAAAGACAUACAAAAUAUAUUAAACCUUAGCUACACACAUCUUCCUCUUCAUCUCCGGGCAUGUUUUUUGUACCUUGGUAUGUAUGCUGAGGACCACAUCAUAAGGCGGGAUCAGCUGGUUAAACAAUGGAUAGCUGAAGGCUUCGUCAGCAGUUUGCAUGGGCCAGAUUUGGAGGAUGUUGGCAGGAGUUAUUUUAAUGAGCUCGUCAACAGAAGCAUGAUUCAGCCAUGCAAAACUAGCUAUGGAGAGGUGUUGUCUUGCACAGUACAUGACAUGAUGCUUGAUUUGAUCCUAUGCAAGUGUGUAGAAGAUAAUUUUAUAAGUCUGGCAUACAAUUCUGAGGACAUCGCGAGACUACUGCAUCGCUGCAAAAACAAGGUUCGCCGACUAUCCCUGAGCUCCAUGGCUGUUGGUGGAGCAACAUAUGACACGGCUAUUGCUGCUAGGCUGUCACAAGUUCGGUCAUUACUGUUCAAUAAGCCUAUACUCCCUCUUUUGUGGUUCAAGUACCUCAGGGUGCUAAUCAUUUAUAACAGGUGGGGGAUGAUUGACCUCACCGCUGUUAGCCAAUUGUUUCAGCUGAGGUGUCUGAUGGUAAGUUCUGAUGGGAAGAUAAAGCUCCCUACUAAACUUGGAGAGCUUGUUUACUUGGAGACACUGGACAUAGAAACUUGCAGACUGAUGGAGAGCAUCCCCUCAGACAUAGUUAAUUUGCCCCGCUUGUCCUAUCUGCUACUUCCACCUGGGACAAAGUUUCCUGAAGGUAUCGGGAAUAUGAAAUUACUGCGCACUCUGCGAGGGCUUGACAUGGAAAAGAGCUCGCUGGAGUGUUUUAUGGGUCUUAGCGAGCUGACCAAUCUGAAGGAACUGUGUAUGUCAGUAGGUUCAUUGGAAAUGUUGAUGGGGUUGACAAAAGUUGAUGCUUUGGCUUGCUCCAUUGGAAAACUAUGUAAUCUUGAAUCUCUAUUCAUCUCUGGCAUUCAUGUUGAGCGUGAGGAUAGCCAGCAGCUAGGCUCAUUAUCCAAUCCUUUUCGACAUAUUGAGCAUCUUGAAUUGUCUUUUUGGCGGUUAUGGAGAGUUCCAAAAUGGUUGUGUGGUCUCCAUUGCCUGCGCAACCUUAAGCUGUAUGUUGAAAUGACAUCAACUCAGGAUGUUCAUCUGCUUGGAGAGCUUCCCUCUCUUGUCCGCCUCGAAUUCAGAGCAUGUGAAAUCCCUGGGAAAAGAGCUAUGUUAGGCACGGGGCUAUUCCCAGUUCUGGAGUUCCUAAAUUUGUGGUCUAGGAAAGACACUACAGCGUACCUGGGCUUCGAGGCAGGUGCUAUGCCGAGUUUACAAACACUCUGGUUCAGUGCGUCCAACUGGGGCGGCACUGUACCAGUCGGCAUGGAGCACUUGUUACACCUCCAGCAGAUCCAAGUGCAUGCGGUCUGCAUUAGUAAGGAUUCUGUGGACAGGUUGAAAGAGGCUGAGGAUGCAUUCAAGGAGGCCUUGCUGAUGCACCCGAACCACCCUUCCGUCAUACGUAGUUCAUAGCAGAGCAUAAUUCCUGCAAGAAUCGUACUAUGUCUAUCUUUCAUAGUCCUGCCGGAGAAGUGAAAAGGGGCAGCUGAUUAAGGCGCUUGCCACGAAUGUCUUUAACUUUUCCUGUUGUGGUUGUACUGCCAAUGUGUCUGCUAGAUCUUUGUUUUGAUAGCUAAUGGUGGUUAUGGAUCAACAUCUCUAUUUUUCUUGUAAUGGCUGCAAUCCUGAUGAUUAAUGAAUUAGUGAAUGCUCCUCCUAA